Thelazia callipaeda (thelaziosis nematode) is the source of this 2004-nucleotide messenger RNA. Lineage: Eukaryota; Metazoa; Nematoda; Chromadorea; Rhabditida; Thelaziidae. The record is from the annotation of a GenBank genome assembly.
AUGUUAUAUGAAAAAAUUGUUUUGCAGAAUUUGAUCUCACGAGACGUGAAGGAAGCAUUAGUGGAAGAAAAUAAAUCGCUUGCUGUACGUCCAUUACUGCAAAAGGAUCCAAAAAGUGGCGUUUGGAAGUACGUAACAACGUUACAAGUGUCUCAUACUCAAGAGUUGAAUCAUUUAAUGCAAGGAGGAGAGAAACAAAACAAGCAUCAGUUACCUGCCAUGGAUGAUGUAAAUGAUAUCAGUAAUUACUAUAAUUCUGAACAAUAUUUGAGUACAAAAAUAUUUUUAUAUGGUCAGUGGAAAAGACUUGAUUCUGAUUUGUAUGACAGAGUAAGUUAUCUGGACCUUGUAUCACAACAUGAAGAAAAAGAACGAUCAAGAAAAAUGAAGGAAGCUGAAGAUUUCCGUCUUUUACGUGAUCUUUUGAAUAUGUCUUCUGAUCCAAAUCUGCGAUUGAUAUGGGCCGAGGCUGUAGAUUUGCAUGAAUUAAAAGGUCACUCUGACCAAAGCGAAUUCCUUAUCCUUAGAAAACUUCUGGGUAUUGAUCGCAUCUCAUACGAUACUUUGUCACGAUUUUAUAUUAAAGGUCAUCUGGAUAACUUUGGGAAGCCUGCACUUUGUUAUCCUAGAUAUAGAGGACCUAGUAGUCGUGUGCGAUUACCAGCAGGAUUGAAAGUUAUACGAAAAGUUGUAGGUGAUCGUCUGGAAAAAGAAAAUUAUCCUGAGCCAGAAAAUGAUGGGAAAACAUUAUUUUCGGGUAUUUUUGGUUAUCACAUGGUGACAGCAUCCGACCGACGUAUUGUGCUUACAACAAAUGAACGUGAUGCUUUAGCUGUAUUUGAAGCUACUGGUGGAAUGUUGUGUAUAGCAUUGCCAAAAGGCGAGCAGUUAGAUACAAGUGUGCUACCAUAUUUGGAAGAUUUUGAUAUGGUCUAUCUUUGGUUUCCUUAUGUUCAAGAAAAAUAUGCAAAAGAUUACGCUUCCUUGUUAAAUGCUACUCGUUGCUUUAUUGUUGAUAAUCAUGAACGUCCCAUAGAACUUUUUCGUUCUGAUCGCAGACGUGAAAUUAACAAAGCUAUCCGAGAGGAUUCAAUCCGUAUGCGUGUUAAAGGAUUUCGUUCAUUAAUUGAUAUAAGAGGCGAGCUCAAAUCUGAAAUAGUCAAAGAUCAAUUUAAGAUGAAUGGAAUAACACAGUGGAAAAGAUUUGAUGUAUUAAAUCGGUAUUUACGUGGAUUUCGACUUGGAGAAAUGACUGUUGUAACAGGUGGAACAGGCUUUGGAAAGACAACAUUUUUGUGUGAAUAUGCGCUGGAUCUUCUUGUUCAAGGAGUACGGACAUUAUUUUGUAGUUUUGAAAUGCCUGCUGAGAAAAUUUUGAAGUGGAUGCUUGUUCAAUUCGCUGCGUUACCGUUGUAUAAAAUAGAACAUCAUCCAGCUGUUGAAUUGUGGAUUGAUCGUUUUGAAAGAACGAAGGGAGAAUUGGUAAUAAUGAAAGCAGACGAAUUCCGAAACCGUUCCGUUACUCAAAUAGCUAAUGCUAUCAGAAGUCAGGUUACAGCUGGAGAAAUUCAGCAUGUUGUAAUUGAUAAUUUGCAGUUUUUAGUUGGUCUCGCCAUUUUGAAUGAUGAGAGAACAAAUUCAUUCGAACGCUUUCAUCAACAAGAUCGUUUUGUUGGUUUGCUACGAAGUAUUGCUACUGAUUGUAGUACUCACAUUACAGUGGUUGUUCAUCCACGAAAAACAAAUAGUGGAGAAGAUCUUGACAUACAGCAUUUUGGAGGUUCGGGACGAGUUACACAGGAAGCUGAUAACAUUUUUGCAUUGCAGCGACGACGAGACGAAGUUGACAGACGUCGAUUUCGUAAAUUUCUUUACAUCUUGAAAAACCGUUAUGGUCAAAGAAGAGUUGAGGAUGAUACGAUUGAAAUGAUUUUUCAACCAGCUACUUACACACAUGCACUAGUUGAUUUAUCAGUUGGUACUAUGAGUUCUUCUUCUAAGUGA